AGUCAGCCCGCAGCGCAUCCUUGGCUCGCCUGUCAUGUGAGGCGGACCUGCGUCAGGGACCAGCAGCUGCAGCGGGCGAGACUGAGCUUCAGCUGGGAGCAAUUUGCAAGAUGCAGGCCGUGCUCAUCUUCGACCAGCUGAACGACGUGGUGUACCUGCGGUGCGACCACAGGUUCGUUCGGCAUGUGAGGACGAUGGCAGCCUCGCAGGGCCUCCUGCAGGAGCAGGACCUGGCCGACCCGCAGCCCGUGUCCCAUCUGGAUCCCAACAUUGUGGUCCAGAUUUUUUCUCCCUUGGUGACCUCACAGCGCAUCAUGGCCACGCAGUUCAACAAUCCCUACACAUCAGUCACUUGCCAGGAUGGAACAACAGUGGUUUUCCAAGAGUAUGCAGGUUAUUUAUUUGUUGGUGUUGGACAUCAAGAAGAAUGUCAUCUUCAGCGCACCAUAAGCAUGACUAUACGAAUGGUUCAGUUAGUGGUUGGACCAUGUGUUACCAUACUGAAACGCAGUGCGACAAAAAGUGCACAACUGGAUAGCCUGUUAGAGGCAUGGCAGCGCUUAUAUUCCAGUGAGCAGAGCUACUUAGUGGAGGCUGUGGAGAGGCUCGUGGUCAACUCUGAACUUUCUGCUGCAGCAGUCAAGGCUCUUGCCUCUGUGGUGGAUGAGAUGAAGGCAGCAAAAGAACUGACCCCAUGCCAUGCCAUGUUUUUUGUUAGGAACAAGUUACUGGCCCUGUAUUCAAGUCGAAAUGCACAGGAACUAAGUGCAUCAGAUCUUCUCUUCCUUAAUCUUCUUGUGGAAGCAAGCCAAGUAAAGGAGCUAGGACAAGUAGAAGAGAGUGAAACAGAUAAUGAGAUAAACGCAGAAACAGUAGAUCACAGGAAAGAUGAUGAUGGAAUAGAAGUGGAUAGCAGUGAUUCGGGAGAAUUUUACAGCAUCCCAAGCACACCUUCACAGGGAAGAUAUAUAGGGCUGGCUGAAGAUGAGCAAGAAGGAAAGAUCAGAAGCUGUGUAUUACUCCUUCACACUGAAGUUUGCCAUCUCACACCUCAUCUAGUCCAUUAUGAGACCUUGUCUGAUGGUCUUGCUCUCGUGAUUGUGUCAGAGAUCAACCGCACACAGCUAUCAGUGCAGCUAAUCACAUUACUGACGGGGCUAGAGGAAAUGCUCGCUGGCAAUGUGAACAGUCGUGGCAAAUUGAUCCUGGAUGCCUGUGAUACAGCAGUGAGAAAAUCCCUAGAGUUAGCCAAGAGACUUCCCAGGAGUAAGACAGCAGAACGAAUAGAAAAAGCUCUGCAGCAGGUGCACUACCGAUGGGAGAACGUGAAGAAGAGCGGAGUGGAAGACUGGCUGCGAACUGCAUCAGAUUCUGAAGUUCCAACUCGAGUAGAUGCUUCUCUGACCUCCCUGGUAGAGACUACACGGGCAGCCUGGCGCACUGCAUGUCUGGCUGUCAGCUCAGCCACUGCAGCACAGCUGGUGGAGUCAGCAGUUGCUGUUGCAGCUGACCGCAUGGCAGACUAUUGUCAUUUCUUGGAAGUUAAAGCACUUAGGAAUAUGACAUUAGGCUGCAGGUCAGCUCUAACCAUCAACAAGUAUUUAGAAGAGUUUCCGGGAUUAGUACAUUUCUUGUAUGUUGAUCGUUCCAGUCAUCAGCUGACAUCCCCAACACUGAUGACAGAUGAAGCAGGGGAGAUCAACAAGGAACUGGAAGUGUCAGAAAAUGGUGCCAGAGCCUUGACGGUUGCACGUGUCUGGUCAAUGGUGGAGUUUGCCCGUUCACACCUUGCAAAAGGUCAUCUUUCACUCAUGUGGAAAGAUACAACUUUCAGUUAUGCCUAUUUCCUUUGGUUUGAGGAUGGUAGUGGUAACCCAUUAAAACCAGGAGAACUUGAUGAGACUGUCAGUGAGACACUCCCACUGCCUGGCGUGUUGUGUGAAGACUUUUACCGCUCCCUUUGCACUCGUGCCUUCCCUGGAAUGGACCCAAACAGGCUGCGUGUGUAUGAACUAUUCUGUAUUCAUCUUGGCCUAGCCACUUCUCCAUGUGUUCUGGAACACACACGCCGUUUGGCAGCCACAAUAUGGGAGGUAACAGGACCCAUGGAUGCCAACCCUGCUGAUCUUUUGUAAUGCUUACUCUGAAGAUGCAGUGAAAAGUACAUUGAGGUAGUAUUUUUGAAAGAAGUCACAAAGUCAGUCAAUCUCUCUCUUCUGCUUGUUUGUCUUAUAUGGUGGAAAGCAGUGGUUCCAAGCUAAUAUUCUCAAAAGAAGUCAGGAAGUCAGUCUGUCUCCG
Messenger RNA from Penaeus monodon (black tiger shrimp), 2298 nucleotides. It is a transcript of the gene HPS1, whose product is annotated as Hermansky-Pudlak syndrome 1 protein homolog. NCBI's taxonomy places the organism in Eukaryota, Metazoa, Arthropoda, Malacostraca, Decapoda, Penaeidae. The record is from RefSeq and is a predicted model, not a curated record. Gene Ontology annotation, cellular component: BLOC-3 complex. Gene Ontology annotation, biological process: vesicle-mediated transport. Gene Ontology annotation, molecular function: guanyl-nucleotide exchange factor activity.